Messenger RNA from Penicillium odoratum, 789 nucleotides. It is a transcript of the gene cdc31, whose product is annotated as putative cell division control protein Cdc31. The transcript has 2 exons. Gene Ontology annotation, molecular function: microtubule binding; calcium ion binding. NCBI's taxonomy places the organism in Eukaryota, Fungi, Ascomycota, Eurotiomycetes, Eurotiales, Aspergillaceae. Gene Ontology annotation, cellular component: half bridge of spindle pole body; mitotic spindle pole body. Gene Ontology annotation, biological process: spindle pole body duplication. The record is from RefSeq and is a predicted model, not a curated record. The coding region runs from base 1 to 789 and encodes 262 amino acids.
AUGGCCUCCGGCCAACCGUUCGCGUCACGCUCGUACGCCGGUGCCAAAAUCCCGGACCGCUCUGUCAACGCGAACGCCAUGCCCUUCAGCGCCUCAUCGUUCUCCCGACACCGCGGCCUAGGCGCCACCGCACCUGCUGAUUUUGGAGCUCCCGAGGGCUCCAAACAAAACCAGCAAGCAGCAAAUACCCCAGCUGCGCAAAGCCACGGACCCGCACAGGAUGCGAACCCGUUAAACCGAUUAACAGAGGAGCAGCGUGAAGAGAUCAACGAAGCUUCUAACAUGUCAAUCUCAAUAUCAAAGUUUACCCUCUUCGACCUCGACCGCGAUCGCCACCUCGAUUACCAUGAACUCCGCGUCGCUUUCCGAGCCUUAGGCUUUACUCUCACAAAACAAGAACUCAUUUCCCUCCUCACGACCUACGGUGUUCCGCGUCCACAAGUCCAGCAACAACAAGGUCAGAAUAAUAAUGCUCCGGGGAGUCAGGUUUCCAAGGGUGGGAAUCCUCAACACCCUUCCAAUCUUCUUAUGCCGCUUUCGUCGUUCCAGGCUGUGACUGCGCUGAAGAUUUUGGAGCGUGAUCCGCGUGAUGAGAUUCUGCGUGCGUUUGAGCUGUUCGAUGAGGGGCAGAAGGGCUUUAUUGAUUUAGAGGAUUUAAGACGUGUUGCAAGGGAGCUUGGGGAGACGGGGCUUGAGGAGGAGGAGCUCAGGGCUAUGAUCGAAGAGUUCGAUCUUGAGGGGGUUGGUGGUGUGACUAGGGAGGCAUUUGUGGGGAUUUGUUGGCAGUGA